Messenger RNA from Dendroctonus ponderosae (mountain pine beetle), 2175 nucleotides. RefSeq names its product glucose dehydrogenase [FAD, quinone]. Gene Ontology annotation, molecular function: oxidoreductase activity, acting on CH-OH group of donors; flavin adenine dinucleotide binding. The record is from RefSeq and is a predicted model, not a curated record. NCBI's taxonomy places the organism in Eukaryota, Metazoa, Arthropoda, Insecta, Coleoptera, Curculionidae.
AACGGUGUGAGUUUUGGCUGCUGUUCUCCCAUUGGCAAACCGCUGCGCGUCCUCUUCUUAUACUGAUUGUUUAUAUAUGGCAUAACGUCGUCCAUCCGAUUAACAGUUAAUCUGAUCGGCUUUUCAUCCGGCUUCAAAAUAUCGACCGGUUCACAUUUGAAGAAUCGAAGAUGAACUGCGGUUGUGCGGAGAGUUACAUCGGGCCACCCUUAACCGACACGUGCGGGGGUGGCGCAUUUGUGAUCUUCAUGGGGCUUCUGGAUUCUUUCCUUAGGAAAAAGUGCGAAAUUUCCGAGAUUUGCCAGCGGGUCGCUCCGCGAUUGAGUCCCGAUUCUGAGUAUGACUUUGUGGUGAUUGGGGGCGGAAGUGGCGGCGCUGCAGCCGCAGGAAAACUCGCUCAAGUUGAGGGGUGGAAAGUUCUACUCAUUGAAGCUGGCGGCGAUGAACCGCCAGGGUCGCAGGUUCCAGCGAUGGUGGUGAACUAUUUUGGAAACCCGGAUCUGGACUGGAACUAUCAAACCGAACCGGAACCGGUAGCUUGCCAAGGCUUCCCCGAAAAGAGAUGCACUUGGCCAAGAGGAAAAGUUCUCGGAGGAUGCAGCGUAAUCAACGGAAUGAUGUAUACUAGAGGCACGCCAAGAGAUUACGAAAAAUGGGUCCAGGCCGACAACCCUGGAUGGAGCUACGAAGAUGUGCUGCCGAUCUUCAAAAGAUUCGAGGAUAACCAGGACAUCGGCAGCUUCGUCGAGGCGAAAUAUCAUGGAGUGAACGGGCCGUUGACUACGUCCAGGUUCCGCCAUCAACCCCAAUUGGCCUUCGAUGUUUUAAGAGCCGCAGAAGAAAUCGGCCAGAAUGUUACCGAUGACCUGAAUGGGGAGAAAUACAUGGGGUUUUCCAUUGCACAGUCCAAUACACGCUGAACACGCCCCAAAUCCUGCUGCUGUCCGGAAUCGGCCCCAAAGAAGAGCUGGAGAAAGUGGGGAUCGCACAAGUGCAUAACCUCCCAGGUGUGGGCCGAAACCUGCAAAACCACGUGGCUUUCUACAUGGGGUACAAGUUGGAGAACCGUCCAGCUACCAGCGAUCUGGACUGGGCAACCGCCCUGGAUUACAUUCUCUAUCAAAACGGGCCAAUGAGCUCAACCGGAUUGUCGCAGGUCACUGCUCGGAUAAAUUCCCCAUACGCCGAUCCAAGUGGCACCGAUCCAGACCUGCAGAUUUUCUUUGCUGGGUACACGGCGAAUUGCGCGACUGGUUCCAUCGGCGAUCCUGAAGAUCCGGAAAAUCCCUUGGCGAAAAAGGACUUUACGGUUUCACCGGUCGCUUUGCACCCGAAAAGCCGGGGCUACGUGGGGCUCCAUUCCAGCAAUCCUCUGGAUGCCCCAAAAAUGGUUGCCAACUAUUUAUCUCAUCCAGAUGAUGUUCGCGUCUUAGUGGCAGGGAUACGAGUGAUCCAGCAGCUGGCAAACACCACAAUUCUAAGGGAAAGCUACGGCAUGGCUCCAGACCAUGAGGAAUAUGGAGAGUGCUUGUCCAAACACCGCAAGGACACUGAUGCGUUUUGGUCUUGUGCGGUCAAGUACUACACCGGGCCGGAGAACCAUCAGGCCUGCUCCUGCAAAAUGGGCCCCAAAUCUGAUCCUUUGGCAGUAGUCGAUAACAAGCUUCUGAUCCACGGCUUAAACAACGUGCGGAUAAUGGAUGCAUCCGCUAUGCCUGUUUUGGUGUCUGGCAAUACUCAUGCCACAAUUGUGAUGAUGGCGGAACGAGGAGUCGAUUUUAUCAAGGAAAAAUGGCUGGGGGCCAAUACUAUCGAGGAACGACUUGGGCAAGACAGUCAGAGGUCGCCUGGUGUUCAGGCGCCUGUUAAGCAAAGUGCUUCGUACUCCUUCAACAGAGGUCCGAGUUUCCCGGCUGCGUUUCAACAUAGCGACGCUUUCCAUCGGCAAAACCCCCAUUUGCCAAACCCUUACUUCGGAUAUAAUGGAAAAUAUGCCGGUUUGAGUGUUUACUAUAAUCCUCACAGCUACAAUCAGGCGAAACACCAGCACAAAGACUCUGAUCUGGACUAUUCAACUAAACCAUACAGCUCAAGGCGAAAGACUGACUAUGAGCAGUUUUAGGCGUAUUUGUUAGUUUUUAAACUGUGCUAUUAAUAAAUUUGGGUUCUGUUCAA